CUCGUGCAGCACGUCGCAGGUGAAGCACAGGUAAAUUACGUCAACCAGGAAGUGGACAGAGGGACGUCCGUGUGGGACGGAGCGGCUAAAGAAGCUUUUGUUUGAGCCUUUAAUGUGAAAAACAAAACAAUAAAGAGCAGAAAGACUUGGACCUGCGGCAGAGACAUGUGCAGCUUUGAUAAGGACAAAGGGCCAGGGCGGCUGAUGAAAAAGGGGCUCGUUCUCAUCCUGGUCGGCCAUAUUAACUUCAUCCUGGCAGCCAUCGUCCAUGGCAGCGUCCUGCGCCACAUUUCCAAACCCAGUCAGCACAUUAGUACGCAAUACACUGUAGCCAACAUCAUUUCUGUCACCUCUGGCCUGCUGAGCAUUGCCUCUGGGAUUAUUGCCAUUGUGGUUUCAAGGAACCUUCGUAAGUUUAAGCUGAUAAUAGGGCUUCUGACGGCGUCCUUCCUGAACGCCCUGCUGUCAGCCGCCUGCAGCGCUGGGCUCCUCGUAGCAAUUAGCGUCACCAUCGCCCAUAACGGGAGCGGUCUGAUGGUGGGAUGCAACGACACGGUGGUGCCCAUCAACGCGCGCUCGCCUGUCAGCGCUCAGUGCCCGUUUGAUACAACACGAAUCUAUGACACCACUCUGGCCUUGUGGAUCUCCUGUGCUGUGCUGUCGGCAGCUGAGGCCGGCCUGUCGGUGUGGUGCUUCCUGGUUGGACUCGCUCUCAGAGGGAUUGCGCCGUGUGGGAAGAGCUACAUCAAAGAGCAGUUGGAGGAAGAGACUGAAAACUCUCCACAAACUCGUCGCCUUAUGAGAAAACAUUUCAAUGCUGAAGCAUAAAACACUUCGUAAGUCUGAAGAAGUCUGUCCAUUUCAAACUGAGGAACUUAAAGAGCCCUUAUGAAGGUUAAUAUGUGCUUAGAUGUGUGUAGAUGUCUUAAAAUGGCCUCCCUAAUAUUUAGGUUUAUUACAACCUAAUAUGAAACCAGUACUUAUGAAGACAGUUUUUUAGUUUGAUUUUUAUUUGUUUGUAAAAGUAAUUAUUCAACAGUUUGUUUACUUUUUUUAACUACUCCAUAACUAACAUGCCGUAAAAAUGAUAAGAUAAUUUGGUUUUUUUUUCUACAUUCAGCUUUGAUUUCUAUUCAAUUUAAUGCCAUAAAAUAGUAAACUGCAUAUUUUGUUUGGUUUUUUUUUUUUAAACUAUUGACAUUAAACAGGAAGGUAAAUGAAACAUGCAUCAUUUUAGGGUGCAGCUGCCCUAAUUUUGCCUAUAUUGUUAAUUAAAGCCAAAACUGAUAAUUACCAGUUUUUUAUAUAUAUUUUACUGUAAUUGCAUUGUUUUAAAAAUUGUAUUUCGAGGUAUGUUGGACAUUUCUAACUCUAUUUGUUUCAUUUUCUACAUCUUUUGCCAUUAUCUGUCAACUUGGUUCAAUCAUUAUUUUUUUUAUAAUAUAAAAACUAAAAAGAAACAUUCAAAUAUGCUGGUAAAGAAAUGUAUUCUGAACAACAUACAUUAAAAAAAAAAAAGAAGUUAAAUCUGAAAAGCCGUGUUUGUAUUUACACAUGUUCUGUAAGGUUGGUCAUUGUUAAGUGGGGUCACAUUAAAAGGUUAAAACCAGUAUGUGGGUCAGCAGCCUGAGCCGGACCCCCCACAACUCUGUGACAGAGAGGAUCAGGAUCAGAUCAGCCAUGAAACGGUUAAUCUAGGGCUGUGCUUAACUGUGUGGAAGGAAAUCAUAGCGUAAAACACUAAUCCUGAAGCUCUGCAGGACAAAUAUUGACAUAAGUGCUGACUAAUACAGUCACAACAGUGCCAAGCUGCAGCUAGAAAUGUAAAUAAUUUUAAGGAGGAAUUUAAAGACUUGAGUAAAAAAUAUGUGACAUUUUAUCAAGUGACUUAUAACUAGUUACAUAUUCUUUGCUUUUUUAUAUUCUUAGCAUUUAAUCAAUGUCAUUUAGUCACACAUAUCUCCAAACUAAAAAACAAAAAAUAGUUGUAUUAUGGGAAUUACAGGUAGGUCUUAACAAAUUAGAGCAUAAACAAAAGUGUUAAAUUUAUUCAAAACGAAAAGCAUUAAACUAAUUUAUAACAGCUACAUUUCACACCGAUAUAUUUAAGCACUUAUUUCUAUUAAUUAAGAUCAUUGUAGCUUAGAGAUGAGAAGCCAAAUUCUUACACAAUUAGAAUAUCAAAAAACAAAUCUUUAAAAUAUAAUUAAAAAUGUUUCAAAGACAAAAGAUUUAACCUAUGAAAAAUAUAUUUAUGGGACUGAACAUUAUAUGCACUCAGUACUUGGAGAACAGAGGACAGUUUGGUGACCAAUCAAGGAUAGUGAAAUAUUGUUUAUUAAUCUGUAUAUUUAAUAAACAAAUGCUUGUCAGUGUAAGCAUUUGCUAAGUCUGUUUGAAAACUGACAGCAGCAUCUCCAAACAAUUUGUAAAUGAAGAAUAUAAUCAUGUUUCCUGGUAGACACUUCCACUGACUUUGGACUUGAUUGGACCAAAACCAGCAGAUGACGCGUCUCCCCAAAUCAAACUUCACUUUGCCUUUCCACUCUGA
Messenger RNA from Xiphophorus hellerii (green swordtail), 2551 nucleotides. RefSeq names its product keratinocyte associated protein 3 (gene krtcap3). The transcript has 6 exons. The record is from RefSeq and is a predicted model, not a curated record. Bases 166 to 828 code for a protein of 220 amino acids. NCBI's taxonomy places the organism in Eukaryota, Metazoa, Chordata, Actinopteri, Cyprinodontiformes, Poeciliidae.